This is a messenger RNA of Gadus morhua (Atlantic cod), 688 nucleotides long. It is a transcript of the gene map1lc3cl, whose product is annotated as microtubule-associated protein 1 light chain 3 gamma, like. The coding region runs from base 130 to 546 and encodes 138 amino acids. The record is from RefSeq and is a predicted model, not a curated record. Lineage: Eukaryota; Metazoa; Chordata; Actinopteri; Gadiformes; Gadidae. The transcript is spliced from 4 exons.
CCGCCGGCCCGUCUGUGCGGCGGGGUUUGCUAACUUCCACCCGUGGGGACAACACCGUCAGCCCGGGCAAGACCACCACAGCACCACCUGCACCACCACCGGUCUCAGCAAACCAUCCCAAACAAAGACAUGGCUCCCUUCGAGAAGUCCAUGGAGAUGACUCCCUUCAAGCAGAGGAAGUGCCUCGAAACAAGAAAAGAUGAAGUGUGCAGCAUUCGAUCCAAAUUCCCUAACAAGUUACCAGUCAUUGUAGAACGAUACGUCCGAGAGAAGACCCUUCCCCUACUGAACAAGACUAAGUUCCUGGUCCCCUUGGAGCUCACCCUGGGCCAGUUCCUCUGCUUACUCAGGUAUAAGAUAGACCUGGAGGCGAGCCAGGCCCUGUUCCUGCUGGUGGCUGAGCGGUGUAUGUCCUGUAUGUCCGCCAGCAUGGGUGAGGUGUACUCGCAGCACAGCGACCUGGACGGCUUCCUCUACCUCACCUACGCCUCACAGGAGAUGUUCGGAGCUCCGGAGGCAGGCUCACCGCCCAACCGAGAGAGCUGAUUGGCUGAUGGGAGAGCCCCACACACACACAUGGGCGAAAGAACUGUACUGAACCCAACUAAGCUUAAACAAAAACAUACACACACACACACACACACACACACACACACACACACACACACACACGCACGCACACACACGC